This is a messenger RNA of Gadus macrocephalus (Pacific cod), 2505 nucleotides long. RefSeq names its product cyclin D3 (gene ccnd3). Gene Ontology annotation, molecular function: cyclin-dependent protein serine/threonine kinase regulator activity. Bases 762 to 1727 code for a protein of 321 amino acids. The record is from RefSeq and is a predicted model, not a curated record. Gene Ontology annotation, cellular component: nucleus; cyclin-dependent protein kinase holoenzyme complex; cytoplasm. The transcript has 6 exons. NCBI's taxonomy places the organism in Eukaryota, Metazoa, Chordata, Actinopteri, Gadiformes, Gadidae. Gene Ontology annotation, biological process: positive regulation of G1/S transition of mitotic cell cycle; mitotic cell cycle phase transition; regulation of cyclin-dependent protein serine/threonine kinase activity.
GUAGGCUCUUGUACAUACGUCAUCACGUCGUAAGUAACACGUCAUCACCAAGCGUCCGCUGCAUGGACCAUAAUAAAGUCUGCCGCCAGUCAGAGUUUUAACAACAAUGGACAACAACACAGAGAACACCGUUCGCACUUUGCUGAGUCUGUUGCUUAUUUGGAUAUAUGUUUACAGUUUAAUGGGAAAGAAGGCUCGUCGCCGUUAUUCAGGCCCCCAGGAUAGGCGCAUACUUCCGCAAUUCACCAGUGCUCAGAGGCCAAGCCUGGUAUUGCAGCUGUUUAAGCUGGCUGUGGACGGGGGUCCGUCAUUUCAUGUGGCCCAGAACAUGCCGUUAUUAUGUCCGUGGUCGUCGCAUGGACUAUACGUCAUCCAGCGCAGGUUGCGUAGACGUGCGUGAGCGCGUGUCGGCUCUGUACCGUAGCGGUCCGGACCGUAGCAGCACACCUCUCCCACGUGGCAUGGCCUGGCCAGACUGGCCACACUCACACUGGCAGAUUUGAGCACGGUUAGGUGUGAAAACGGCCACUUGGCCUAGUGUGAGUGCACCCUCAUGACAUGUGUAACGUAACAUCCAAUCAGCGUUCGACAGGUGUUGGUGUCGGAUUGACUCGGCUGCCAGAUCGACUCGGGGUCCUUGAUGCGCACCCCAACCCACACCGAUACCCUACUACCCACACCGGACUGGAUUCCUUUCACGCCGGUUGAUAGACGUGCCAGGGGUGAGCUAACUAACGGCUGUAGAGUUUACUGUGGGUCAAAUGGAUUUGGUUUGCAGAGGGGACAAUCUACAUGACGGCAGCAGUAGCACAGAAAAUGGAAACGUCAAUGCCCCCCGGGCCGUCAGUGAUCCCUCGCUGAUUGCCCGUCGUACCCUGCCAUACAUGGUGGACGAGGAGAAGACCUGCCGACCCACACCUUACUGCAGCUCUGUCCAGAAACAGAUCACGCCAUGCAUGAGACAAGUCCUGGCAAUGUGGAUGUUACGGGUUUGUGAGGAAGAGUUGUGCGAGGAACAGGUCUUUCCACUGGCCAUCAGUUACCUGGACAUUUAUUUGAGCCGUAUCCCCACGGAAAAGGACCAUUUGCAACUCUUGGGAUCCGUUUGCAUGUUCUUGGCUUCCAAAUACCGGGACACUGUUCCACUCGGUGCCAGAAAGCUCUGCCUCUACACAGACAACUCAAUAUCACUCUCAGAAAUCGUGCAGUUGGAGGUCGCGCUGAUCUCGGUCCUGGGAUGGGAGCUGGCCACUGCGUCACCCAGUGAUUUCCUAGAGCCCAUCCUGCGGGCUCUCCCGUUUGCUGCUUCCCUCGACCUCAAGUCCGUGCUCCGCCAUCUUCACUCCUUUAUAUACCUGGCAGCCGUUGAGAACCAGUUUGUGUUGUUCCAUCCCUCCACCAUUGCAUGUGCCUGUGUGGGGAUUGCCAUGCAAAGACUGACACUCCUCCAAGACAGGUUCUCCUGUGAUUCACUUUUGCAGCACUUGGCCGAACUUUUGGUCAUUGAUCUGGACUCCAUUCAGCACUGCUACCGUGCUCUGGAGAGCAAAGUGGUGCUCAGACUGCUCGCAGGCCGGGGCAGCCCCCGGCUUAGCGUCCCCCAGCCAGCCAGCCAGCCAGUCCACAGCUUAGCAUCCCCCAGCCAGCCAGCCAGCCCACAGCUUGGCGUCCCCCAGCCAGCCAGCCAGCCAGCUCCAACCCCACUGACAUUCAGGAUGUUCUGCUAACACCUGUGGCUUAGACAGGUGGCUUGUCUGAAGGCCCCUUUACGGCCAUGUGCAAGGCUAGAGUUAAGCUUGAAAAUGAUCAAACACAAUGGAUUAAAACUAAAUGGCUCUGUUGGCUGAAGGCCCCUUUUUACAGCGUAAUCCUAACGUGCAAUGUUUGAUGAAAGAGGUGUAAGGUUUAUUGCUAGGCUGUUUAAAUAUUCUGAAUAAUCUAUUUAAUGCAUACUAUUAAAUGCAACACUUGGAAAAAUGGUUCUAGUGAUUUGUCUCUUUGCGGGUGCACUCACACUAGGGCAUCUGGCCGUGGCCGUUGGUCGUUUUCACACCUAACCGUGCUCAAAUGGCCCCAUUGUUCUCUGGCCUGCACUCACACUAGGCCAUCUGGCCGUGGCCGUUGGCCGUCGCAACUGUGGCCUGGCCCAUGGACGUAUUAUAGAAUGGACAACGGAUUCCAAAAUGACGCCUAUUCAUUCUUAUGUAAACUGCUCAGUGGCACAGGGCAACAUCAAGGAGCGAUAUGCUUCCGCAUCAUGGGUCUAUGGCUACGCCCUAUUUCAUGACGUACCGGAUGCAGAAAAAUGGAUUGAUCGAUGACUAUCUUCUCAAGUGAGUUUGUUGGAAAGGCCGAAAUGUUUGCAUGAUCAUCUAUUUAUAGAGAACGGAUCCAUCCGCCACUCUCACUGCUAGUUCACAUUUUCAAGUUUCUUAUGAGUUUUGCAUGAAAUAUAUUUCUUAAUAGAAAUAUAUAAUGUAAAACAUUACAGCUCUCCAGAAAUAU